AUGGUUGCUCUGAGCAAUCUCCCCAUAAGGGCUCUCUCACCCAUUACCGAGCUCACCACGCCUACAUCCCUUCGAACACUGCGACUCCCACUGGACGAAGGGGAUUAUCAAUCUGAGCGAAAUCCGCUCUCGCAUCAUGACCCAGAUGAAGAAGAGAACGAUGCGAGUGUAUACUCCCAACUGUCAGCUGAGACCGUCCGAAAUCACUCACAACCCCACCAACUUAGUACUCCGACUAGACGGAGGACAUUAUCCUUACCCGUCACUCCUACUCCACCUCCUCGCUCCCCUCAUCAACUGAAUUGGACCACCUCAAGCUCCCCCAUAAACAAUUCGAGACCUUUCCAACAGCCUCAACCUGCACCUGGUGGCCUUCCGCCCCCACCUAGGGCGCAGGUAUCUACGAAACCGAAACUGAUUAGAAGAGUCACCCCGCCCCCUGCAUCACCGCUUCUCAAGGGGAGCGACAACGAGAAUGCAGCUAGACGAGUUGUGAUCGAAAGUAAUAUGGCUGGAGUAGGAGCUGGAGGGUCCCUUUCGCAAGAGGGCAGAGCUAGACCGAUUGGAGUGAUUGAUGGAGGCUCGCCCAAGAGGAAUUCUUCUAACACCCAUUCUCACUUAGAUCUCCAUAAUGUCCCCCUUCUCGAUUCUCCCUCUACUUCUCAACAGCCUCCCACACCACCGCGAAGUAGACCUAACAGUCUCAAGAAGCGUCCCAAAUCGUACCAUGGUUCAGGACCUAAUAGCAUCAGAAGUCGGCCCAACAGCUUUCAUGGUAGUCCAUCAAAAGGCAAUUCAACUACUAGUCUGGUAACUCCGGCUCUUGGAUUGGAUACUACUACCACACCAAUGCAUGUGCAGGCUGAGGUUCUAGUAGUCAAUCCUCUCGAGUCUGGUCAUAACUCAAAACAAAGUGCUCGUCCCACGCUGGUAACACAUCAAUCCGAAUCAUCUCUUCCUUCACGAGCUAAGUCUGCCCGAUCUACCACUCCAACCAAGAGAUCUCCUCGACGGAGACGAGUAUCAUCUAUCUUCUCAUCCAUCUUUGGUGCCAGCGAAGAUAAGGAUAAAGAACAUGUGGCUAGGAAAUUGUCAAGACAUAGUAGGAAAACUAGCGGUUCUGGUAUAUCUUCAAGCGGUCCUUCACCUUCACUUAGCUCCCUUUUCUUAUCAGACUCACCUGUUCAGGAAGACCCGAUCGGACCUAUUCAAUCGGCGAUCAGAACUUCAGGAACGUUUGGUAUAAGAGAUGAUGGAUCGGAACUUUCGGCCUCUGCACCUGGACAUAUCGGUUCUCCACCUAGACAUACGUUCGAUAGGACUGGUAGCGGUAAUGGAUCGAUUACGACCCAAUCCGAAGGUGUCAAAAGGAUCUUAUACGUGGAGAACGUAGUCAGUACACCUGAGAAUGAGGAGGAUGAACAUGCCAUCGGCACCAAGAGUGCAGAAUCAAGAGAAGCUUCGGGUGAUAGCGGGCAAGGAAGUCAUAGUACAGCUAGCGACCAUCGUACACCACCAUAUUCCAAGGUCACGCCUAUCGCUAUGGUGGGACUUCUUCCUCCGAAUGGACCACAUCAUCUUCAUCCUGGUUCUCAAUUGAGUCCGGAGCUAUCACCACACGAUCCCUCUCUCGGUCGUAGUUUAAGUCUCAGUCUCAACGGCUCAGCUCCCUCCCGGAGUAAUUCAACUUCGAGUGACUGUCACCGAGCGAACAUACUUCUGAAUCAAGGUAGAUUGGUGCAUACUCCCACAUCUACUGAUGUGCAACAUUCAUCUAGCUCUCAUUUACCACUAAGUGGUAUACCAGGGAACAUGGUGGACGAGUCGAUCCAAACUUCUCCCCAAUCUUCUCCAGCCAAGUCAACAAGAUCUAGACCACUUCCUCGACCCCCUUCAACUACGACUUCGCCAAUAGCCACACCGAGACCUACGUUCAUCCCUCCCCUUCCACCCAGUACGGCCCCAGCAACUGAGCUGCCACUCCUCAUUGCCAGCCAUCUACUUUCCACUCAUGCUGCGGCGCUACUCAGACAUUCGAGUAGUAUGAAAGAGGUCAGUGAGACUAUGCAUAAGAUGGCGAGAGAAAGUUUAGAUUGGGGAGGAGUAUUGAUGGGAAUUGCUCAACGGAAUGAAUCGGUUGAUGGUUUACCUAGGAUCUCCGAAAAUCAACCUCAACAUGCAGGAAGUCAUGAGGGCAUUGCUCUGCCAAAACCCGCAGCUGCGUUUGAUCAACCAGAUAUACCAAGGUCUGGGACCUAUAUGGAUUAUGGUGUUACGCCAAUCGCACCUAUUCCCACUCAAGAUCCAAUACAACAAGCGUACAACGCACUGAAUGGCGAUACUCCCACUCCGAGUUCUGUACCUCCUCGAACACACAUCAAUAGUACUCAACCGCCUAAGCCAGAGGUGAGAAGGAGAAAAGGAGAAUCUUUACCUUCUGAUUUGCUCAAGGAGGCUCAGAGAUUAGGUGAUGAGGGGUGGACCAAUCUGCACAAGGCAGAAGAAGCUUGGAGUGAAGCCAUGCGAGGUUUAGCCGACAUUAUCAGAUCGCAAGCCGCCGAGCAGUCCAACCAAGUAGAAGGGAAUGGUGAGAGUGCAGCAUAUGGCGCAGGUAUCGCAUCUACUGUACCUACUGCCGGAGAUUAUUCACCUUCACUUUCCAGCGAUCAUGUUAAUUCGAGAUACACAAUGCCCACGCCGCUCUCGCCUGUUUCUACUGCUUUGUCGUACCCACUUGGAUCGCCCACUACGGCUCAUAGACAAACUUCCAUGUCAUUCUUACCCGAUGAUGGAGAUAUGCGAUCACCUAUACCACUUACACCUUCAGCCAGUUCACAUAGUCAUAGUCAUUUGUCAUUUCCAAAUGGUAUACCUCAAUUGCAGGGUCAUCCGUUCCAAAAUGCUCUGAAUAGCGUGACGCCAGUUCUAUCUCCAAUGAUGGAAACGGAUAGGGAUCAUAGUCAAAGUACGCUCAAGAUCAAGAUUCGACCUCAUUCCACUCAACUUAUCCCGACUGAACCACGGGAUUAUACAUCCGAACAUCUAGGAUUCGCUUCUUCCAUUCCAAGCCCAAUUCCCGGUUCGGCUCCGCUAUCUUCCAGUGCAGGUACGGAUGAUGGAAGGAAUAAGAUGACUCCUUCUAGAAGUACUAUGAAUUCUUCUUCUAAUUCACCCCAUAGUCAUGGACAUGGACAGAAUCAUGCUAGCGGUGGUGGAAGUACGAUAAAAGGGACAGGAACGGGUACGGGUGGAAGGAAGUUAGCGAAGAAACAACCUCCCCCUCCUCCUUCCUCAUCUUCAAAGACUCUGGGAACUGUAGGUGGAAGUGGAAGUGCGAGUGCAGCUGGAUCUUUUAUGGCGAGCGAGAAUGGGUCGAUGAAGAGAAAUAAACAUUGGUGGAAUAGAAGAAAAGAUGAAUGA
Molecule: messenger RNA, 3420 nt
Organism: Kwoniella mangroviensis CBS 8507
Lineage: Eukaryota; Fungi; Basidiomycota; Tremellomycetes; Tremellales; Cryptococcaceae
Exons: 3
Coding region: 1-3420 (1139 amino acids)
Source: RefSeq, a predicted model, not a curated record